Oncorhynchus mykiss (rainbow trout) is the source of this 2253-nucleotide messenger RNA. Lineage: Eukaryota; Metazoa; Chordata; Actinopteri; Salmoniformes; Salmonidae. The record is from RefSeq and is a predicted model, not a curated record.
AACGCUUCUUCAACAACUGCAGCCACCUCGGUAGCUCGCCAGACAACAAAGUCGGAACAUUCAAGCUCUUUAGACAAUUUACUGGUUUAUUUGCCACUAUGAUUUAAAAUACUUACGUGUAAACAACUAGCUACCUCAUUUAAUUUCAUAUUUACGUUGUAAGUCAAUUAGCUGGCUGGUUAAAUUAGCACUAGUCUAGUCGCUAAUGCUAACUAGCUGUUAUCCCCGACCAUGAGUACACUAAGCUACUCUCCUCCUGAUAAAGAAGAGGUCUGCUGGACGGAGAAGGAAGCUCUCGUCAAAGAGGAGGCUGUUCCAAUACAAGAACAAGUAGAGGGUGGGGCUGUUACUGUGAAAGAGGAGGAGGAAGACGUUUCAUUGAAGGACGAGGAAGACGCGUUCAGAGUGAAAGAGGAGGAGGAUUUUACAGUAAAAGAAGAGGAGAAAGAGGAGGAUGCAGGUUUUGGAGAGAAGGAGGUAGGUUUUGGAGAGAAGGAGGUUACUGUGACAGAGAAAGAAGAUGAAGACGUUUUUUUAAUGAAGGAUGAAGAGGGGGAGAUUACAGUCACAUUAGAGGAGGACGAAGAAGAGAAGACUGGAGAACUGAUUAACACCAGUAAAUACAGAGAGAGACUGGACUAUCGUGGAUCCUCUGGGGAGCGUCAACAACAUCAUGAUGCUGACAAGGCAGAGAAUAGUCUCUCCACAUCAAAACACCUCAAGAAACACCAGAGGAGACCCACAGGGAAGAAAUCUCACCGCUGCUCUGACUGUGGGAAGAGAUUCACCUCCUCAGCAGGCAUUAAAAUUCAUCAGAGAAUCCACACAGGAGAGAAAUCAUAUAGCUGUGAUCUAUGUGGGAAGAGUUUUACUACAUCUAGCCAUCUGACUGUACACCAGAGAACACACACAGGAGAGAAACCUUAUAGCUGUGAUCAAUGCGAGAAGAGUUUUACUACAUCUAGCCAUCUGACUGUACACCAGAGAACACAUACAGGAGAGAAAUCUUAUAGCUGUGCUCAAUGCGGGAAGAGUUUUACUACAUCUAGUCAUCUGGCUGUACACCAGAGAACACACACAGGAGAGAAACCUUUUAACUGUAGUCAGUGUGGGAAGAGAUACUCUGAUAAAAGAAAUCUGAUUACACAUCAGAAAAUACAUGGUCAGAACUGAAAUGACAAGAUGAUGCUAUAAUUUAUUGCAUCAUAAUUGUGGGUUCUUAGAACUCUCAUCUGUGUGUGUUUUAACAUAUUUAACAGGAGAUUUAACACAGUGGAUUUCAACUUUUUUUUUUUUAAUUUACAAAAAGUGACAAACAAGACUUGUUACACUUAUCGCGUUGGCGACCCACUGGAAUCAAGAUGUAGCUAGCUGUUUUCUACAAAUUGUCCUCUAACCAGUGAUGUACACAUUAUUCCCAGAUUUCGUGUAGUUUUUGAGUUGUUAGUUUUAAUAGGAUGUGCAACCUCAUCUCCCUCCUCUCAGCACAAUUGAUUUCAACAUGAUAUCGAUGAGUGAUGACAAAUAAGUGUUGUGUUCCUUUGUUUAGCGACCCCUACAUUUAAAUGCAUCACCCCAAAAUGUAGCUGACUGUCUUCUGCAGGUUGUCCUCUAACUAGUGAGGUAAAAUAUAUCUCCCAUUUCCAUGUGUUUUUUUGUUGUUGUGUUCGUUUCAACAGCAUGUAGAACUGAUUUCCCCCCUAAUCGAUAUUAGUGAUGUAUUGCUACUUGUCAAAACAACAGCGUUUUUGGUGCUUGUGCAGUUUAUAAGGUCCACAAGUAAUAUGGUUAUUGUGGCAGAUGUUUGUGUGAACUGUACAUUUUAUGUUUAGGUUUUCAAUAUAUUGGUUAUUGAUUUGGACACGUUAAAACUGUGUUUUGACAUUGGGGCAAUCCCACCUAGCAAAAUGUAAUUGAAAAGAAUAAUAUGUUUCCUCUUGAAGUCAGACAUGUCCUUGGUAAGGACAACUUGAUUGCUGAUUGUCUCAAGGGUUGGCAGUCAAAAAGAUUUGUGUUUUGCCACGUUUUUAUUUUAUUUUAACACGUUUUUCUGUUUUGGAGAUGAGUUUUGUUUGGACUCGUUCUAAGGGGACGAGAGUUCUAUAAGCUAGUGAGUUGUAGGAAGACAAGAGUUCUAGAAGCUAGUGAGUUUUAGGAAGACGAGAGUUCUAGAAGCUAGUGAGUUUUAGGAAGACGAGAGUUCUAGAAGCUAGUGAGUUCUAGAAGCUAGUGAGUUUUAGGAAAACGAGAGUU